AUGGCGCGCUCUGCCAGCGGCGGCUAUCCCCAGCCGCUUUCUUCCCCUCCGCCCGUUUAUCUUCGUUCUUCUCCUCCCAUCCCCCCGGUGCAUCGUGAACCCCGGCGGGACAGCUUCAAUCGCUUAUACAGCAAGCCUAUUCCCAGGAAGUCUCUAACGGAUCCGGUGUACAUGCCGGAAGAUCGCCCCGAAAGCCAACGCUAUUCGGUUCCACGGGUCAGAAUCCAUGGGGAAAGCGAUCCGACGGAGCCGGAUUAUCAUGAGGACGGUAUUGAACUGACGCUUCCUACUGAUGACUUCGCCCACAUAUCUCUCUCCGAGCAGCAGCAGACUCAUGGAAAGACCAUCGAUGGAUCAUCUCCACCCCAGGUAGAUGACUUCAAAGCCCCCCAGGUACCAGAGCAUCGGACAUACGGGCACACACCCCAUAGCAGUGCGUCUUGGUCGGUAGUCGAUCCUCACACCAAAGACAACAGUCUGCCCAACACGAGCACAUCUUCGUUGGACCAACAACCCGCGAAAGACAGUCAGACUAGCUCUUCCCGGGACAGUCUCGACAGUACGACGCAAGCCUCGGAAUGCUACGAACCUUUGCACUACCAUCAUCGACCGUACGAAGCUCCCCAGCCCGCAAACCAGCAAUCACCAGCAGAUGGCUCAUCUGAGAAUUUACAGAAGCCACGCCCAGCCGUCAAUGGGCGUUCUCUUUCAACACACUCGCUCGGCUCCGACCUGGGUGAAAGACGGAGAUCUUCUCGGCUCUCGCCGUACCUCCACGCCCGUGGAUCAUCCCGGGACUCCAGUGCAUCUCCCGAUGUCCGACCAGUAUCUUUCGUUGAACAGCUCAACAGCUGCUAUCCGCAACCCGGACCUGCCCCAGUACAGAUUGGCAACUCCCAUCUGCAAUCCGCUGUCGGCAACAACGCAUCCUUGUUGAGCCACAAACAAACGUUCGACAUGUAUCUGGCAAAUGUCAAGAAGACCGACGACCCCGCCAUUCAAUAUGAGUUUGCCAUCUUCAUGGUGAACGCAAUGUUGGAAAUGCCACCCGAUGAGGUUGACGGUACAUCUGCAGUGUAUGGCCAAAAAGGAAGCGACAUCAACCGUGCUAGCCUUCUGCGCGAGUCCAAGUCCAUCCUCCAGCGCCUAGCUGAUCGCAGCUAUCCCUUUGCUCAAUACUAUCUGGCCGACGGAUACGCUUCAGGGUUGUUCAGCAAAGGGAAAGAGGACUAUGAUCGGGCGUUUCCACUGUUCCUGGCGGCCAGUAAACACGGACAUGUCGAAGCAUGCUACCGUACUGCUUUGAGUUAUGAGUUCGGCUGGGGUACCCGAGUUGACGCCGCUCGGGCACAGCAGUUCUACCGACAGGCAGCAUCCAAAAACCACCCGGGCGCUAUGCUACGUAUGGCGAAGGCUUGUUUGGAAGGGGAUAUGGGGCUAGGAAAACGCUAUCGUGAAGGUAUCAAGUGGAUGAAACGCGCUACCGAUUCAUCCGACGUUCAGUAUAACUCCGCUCCUUAUGAGUUGGGAUUAAUGCACGAAACGGGAUAUGGCGACGACGUAUUUCCAGACCCUGCUUAUGCUGCCCAGCUGUUCACCAAGGCGGCGGACCUAGGUCAUAUCGAGGCCAGCUAUCGCUUGGGUGAUGCCUAUGAGCAUGGCAAACUUGAAUGCCCCAGGGAUCCUGCCUUAUCAAUCCAUUUCUAUACCAACGCUGCGCAGGGUGGCCAUCCUCUGGCCAUGAUGGCACUGUGUGCCUGGUACCUCGUUGGGGCAGAGCCUGUGCUGGAAAAGGAUGAGUAUGAAGCCUACGAAUGGGCUAAGCGUGCUGCGGAGACUGGACUCACCAAGGCACAAUAUGCGGUUGGAUACUUCACGGAAACGGGCAUUGGCUGCCGGCCAGACCACCUGGCAGCGAAUGUCUGGUACGUGCAAGCAGCGGAGCAAGGAGAUCUCCGAGCUAAACGCCGAAUUGCCGCCAUUCGAGCGGCUGUCGACGGGGUCAAUCCAGAGAAGGCUAGCGCAGCAGCUGCGGGCACUGGCAGUGGGCAGAAGGAAAAGAAAGAAGGGAAAUCGAAACGAUUCGGUAUAUUCUAA
Messenger RNA from Aspergillus costaricaensis CBS 115574, 2097 nucleotides. It is a transcript of the gene chs3, whose product is annotated as putative chitin synthase activator (Chs3). NCBI's taxonomy places the organism in Eukaryota, Fungi, Ascomycota, Eurotiomycetes, Eurotiales, Aspergillaceae. Gene Ontology annotation, molecular function: protein binding. The transcript has 3 exons. The record is from RefSeq and is a predicted model, not a curated record. The coding region runs from base 1 to 2097 and encodes 698 amino acids.